Molecule: messenger RNA, 1957 nt
Organism: Pteropus alecto (black flying fox)
Lineage: Eukaryota; Metazoa; Chordata; Mammalia; Chiroptera; Pteropodidae
Gene: CNTF
Product: ciliary neurotrophic factor
Exons: 2
Coding region: 1202-1804 (200 amino acids)
Biological process (GO): positive regulation of tyrosine phosphorylation of STAT protein; ciliary neurotrophic factor-mediated signaling pathway; positive regulation of axon regeneration
Cellular component (GO): axon
Molecular function (GO): cytokine activity; growth factor activity; ciliary neurotrophic factor receptor binding
Source: RefSeq, a predicted model, not a curated record
CGCUCCCCAGCGCCAGCAUCACCACCUCAGCUCCACCUCAGAUCAUCAGACUAGAUUCUCAUAGGAGCCAAAAAGGUUGGGGACCGCUGCUCUAACCUGCUGCGUUCAUAUGACAGAGGAGCAAUUCUCUUAAGAGCUUUUAAACUCUUUUGCCCUCAUUUGAAAGCCUAACUCAUUCUCCUAUUUCGUUAAACAUGUGGUACGACCGAUAAGGAAGAAAGAAAAGCAUGUUGUCACUUGAGUGAGACUGCCUUAGAAAUGUUACCAGGUCAGUGUUGGGUGUUUCCUGUCCUUGGGAAAAGAGCAGGCCUAAACAGUCCCUUCCUCCUCUUGUAGCAGUUCCAAGGAAGGCACCGUGAUUGAGACUAGAGAUGCUUUCUUAGCUGAUUUUUAAUUGUCAAUUUAACUUUUAAAACAUAGCAGAAGGAUGGGAGUAAAAAGAGGCUAUAUUCUUAAAGGAUCUCUCUCACAUAAACAUUGUUUAUUGAACAAAAUGUGAACUACCUAGAGAAUAGAAUUGGAAAGUCAGUGAGAGAAACAAAGACCUAUAUUUACAUUUUGAGCCUCGUUAUUAGAUUUUGUGCACAUUAAUUCCUCUAACCUCAAUUUCUUCUUAAGAUGGGAGAAAUAAUAUUUAUCUCAGAAUUAUUCUGAAGAGUAAAUAAAGGCUUUAAAGCCUUUAGCACAGUGUCUGGCCCAUAGUAGGUACUUCAUAAACAAUAGCUAUAUCAAUAAAGUAAUGCUGAAUACCAAGCCAAAAGAAAAAAGUGGAAGGACAUAGGGAACACAAGGAAGGGUGAAAAUAAAAUGAUUAUCUGUGUGUAUAAAAUAGAUAGCAAUUAGGCAGGGGUGUCAUGAGGAUUAUUAGUGUGAUAGUGACCUUGUUGCUAAGUGCAAAAGCAAAACAAUGAUAUAAAAACAAGUACGCUAGGCACUCGGUGGAGGAGAGAGAUGGAGGCAGAUGCUGCAGUGGGAAAAAGCUGAUUAAAUAGGGGCCUUUGAUUCCACAGGCACAAAAUUCCACAGCCAGGAAUUUGCUGCCACCUCUGAGUCAGGCGGGGGGUGGGGGUGGGGAGUUUGUACAAUUCCACUAGUAGAGAAUGCCCAGUGGUUUUAGUCUGAGAGUCACAUUUGUUAUCUGGACCAGUGUAAACAGAAGCAAGCCCAGCUCACUCGUUUCCUGGGACGGCUGAGCUAGGGGAUGGCUUUCGCAGAGCACUCCCUGCUGACCCCUCACCGCCGGGACCUGUGUAGCCGCUCUAUCUGGCUAGCGAGGAAGAUGCGUUCAGACCUGACUGCUCUUACGGAAUCUUAUGUGAAGCAUCAGGGCCUGAACGAGAACAUAAACCUGGACUCUGUGGACGGUGUGCCAACGGCGAGCACUGACCGGUGGGGCGAGCUGACUGAGGCCGAGAGACUCCGAGAGAACCUCCAAGCCUAUCGUACCUUCCACGUGAUGUUGACCAGGCUUUUAGAAGACCAGCGAGUGCAUUUUUCUCCAGCUGAAGGUGACUUCCAUCAAGCAAUACACACCCUUCUGCUCCAGGUUGCUGCCUUCACUUAUCAGCUGGAGGAAUUGAUGGCGCUCCUGGAACACAAGAUCCCCCACAACGAGGCCGACGGGCUGCCCGUCAUUGCUGGAGAAGGUGGUCUCUUUGAGAAGAAGCUGUGGGGCCUGAAGGUGCUGCAGGAGCUUUCCCAGUGGACGGUGAGGUCCAUUCACGACCUUCGAGUCAUUUCUUCUCAUCAGAUCGGGAUCUCAGCACAUGGAAGCCACUAUGUCGCCAACGACAAGAAAAUGUAGCAGUUACCCCACCCCCUUCUUUUCUAAUGGAAUCUACCUAGUGCUCUGAGGCCUUGCUUUCCCAUUCUUAAAUUUUCGAUCACCUCUAAGACCACAGGCGUUUUCAUUGAUAGCGCUGGAGACGUGGACAAGUGGGCACGCAGGUUUAAUUGG